GCCGCAGGCCGGCGCAUGCGCGCAUCCGCCUGGCGCGCGUGGUCCCCCCCCAGGCUGCCGAGCUACCGGCUUUAGCAGUGUUGUUGGCAUGCUGUGGCGCUCGGGUCCCGGAUGGCUUCGGUCACUGCCCACCUGGCGGCUCCGGGCACGGGGACUGCAGCCCGGCGGGAGUAACGCGCGACUCCCUGCCCUCCCGGUAUGGGCGGCAGCGUCGGUGUCGGCGGCCGUCCCCGGCGGAUGGUACGAGGCCCUGGCAGCGUCGGUGCCCGUGCGCGCGGCGGAGGAAGUGCUGCUAGGCGCGCACGCCGCCUCGGGACUCCCCUGGUGGGGCAGCAUCAUGCUUAGCACCGUGGCCCUGCGCGGCGCUGUCACGUUGCCUCUGGCCGCCUAUCAGCACUACAUCCUGGCUAAGGUGGAAAACUUGCAACCAGAAGUAAAAAACAUCGCCAAGCACCUUAACCAAGAAGUUGCAGUUCGUGCACGUCAGUUUGGUUGGUCCAAGAGAGUUGCCAGGCUCACUUAUCUAAAGAACAUGCGGAGGCUUGUUUCAGACCUGUAUGUUCGUGACAACUGCCAUCCUUUCAAAGCCACUGUGUUAGUCUGGGUCCAGCUUCCAAUGUGGAUCUUCAUAUCCGUUGCCCUCCGAAACUUUAGCACAGGGGCUGCACACUCAGAAGGUGUUUCUGUUCAGGAGCAGUUAGCUGCUGGUGGGGUCCUGUGGUUUCCUGACCUCACUGCAGUGGAUUCUACUUGGAUUCUGCCUGUCUCUGUUGGUGUUGUCAAUUUACUAAUAGUGGAGAUUUUGGCUCUCCAAAAGCUUGGAAUGUCUCGUUUUCAAAUGUAUGUUACACACUUUGUCCGAGCGAUAUCUGUGCUGAUGAUCCCGGUUGCUGCAACAGUCCCUUCUGUAGGUCAGCUGUUGCCUGUAACUGCUGUGCUAAUCUGCCUUUGAUGUAUUACUGCUGCCCUGGAGGUCUCAGCUUAAAGAAAUGCAGGUACUUACUAUGGAUCACAUACUGUGGGUAGCCAUUCUGUCCAAACGCUCUCUCUCCUAAGCCCUCACCUUAAAGAAAUGCAGGUACUUACUAUGGAUCACACACUGUGGGUAGCCAUUCUGUCCAAACGCUCUCUCUCCUAAGCCCUCAAAGGUGGGGACAACUAUGGCCCCAUUUUACAGAUAGGAAACUGAAGCAAAAGAAAUAACCAGUACAAAGCCAAAUAAUAGUGAACAGGAUGCGGACCUGGAGAGCUUCAUUCCAGGCAGGACUCACCCACCACAUGGUUUUGUUUCUGAGACCUGACUGCUUUCUGAUGGCCACGCAAAGCUGUGUAUAUACAGAAAGGCUGCAGGGCUGAGUUUAAAGUGGCAGCCUGGGUUCUGUCACAAAAGAAAGUUGAUGGUAAGUUGUCAACCAAGAAAUCCUAGACGAUAGGAAGAUAGUGGUUACUGGAGAACUGGAAAAGACCGCCUGGUAAAAGGGGGAAAUGAGGCCUAGUAAGAUUGCAUGGGAAGUGACCACAUCCCCAGGCUCCCGCUAUCCAUCUGUAUAAUCAGCUUGUCAGCACCUGUGCUGGGAAGAAAGUCUUCAUAGGUAAAGAAGGGAGGGUGAUUCCUGGCUCUGCCUGGUACUUGCUGUCUGUCAUAUCUGCUGUAAACACCGUGAUCUGCUUUCUGGGGUGUCAGCCUUUCUCGCCUAUCCAGCCCCAUUCGCUGUCUCGAAGCUUGCUCAGAAUGCUGGGGUGUUUUUACUGAUGCUGCUGAGAGUGACCCCCCAUGGAGCAGACCGCUAACCUUCAUGUACUCUCUCUAGUCUCUUGUUCUCUACUGGCUGUGCUCCAGUCUCAUGGGCCUCUCCCAGAAUCUGCUGCUCCGCUCCCCUGCAUUCCGCCAGCUUUGCCGGAUACCACCAACCAAGUCGGAUUCAGAGACCCCAUACAGAGACCUCUCUGCUGCC
Molecule: messenger RNA, 1955 nt
Organism: Mesocricetus auratus (golden hamster)
Lineage: Eukaryota; Metazoa; Chordata; Mammalia; Rodentia; Cricetidae
Product: cytochrome c oxidase assembly protein COX18, mitochondrial
Exons: 6
Coding region: 89-952 (287 amino acids)
Biological process (GO): protein insertion into mitochondrial inner membrane from matrix; mitochondrial respiratory chain complex IV assembly
Cellular component (GO): mitochondrial inner membrane
Molecular function (GO): membrane insertase activity
Source: RefSeq, a predicted model, not a curated record